GACUGAUCUCCUUGAGCCCGGAGGUCUGUGGAUUUCCUGGAGCCGCUCGCCCUUUCCCCGUCCACCUCAAACGUAUCCACCUCGUGGGUCUUCCUUUUUUCUCCUUCUCUCUGGCAAGCAAUUUGUACCGUUUGAAUUCGCCCCACUGCCUGCCCCUUUGAUUCCUGCACUUUGAAAUGCAAACCUGCCUUUCAAUGCAAAUGCUCCGAGAGGUUGGCCCAAUAAAAGCCUUUCGUCAGGGAGGUGCCUUUGCGAAGUGGGAGAAAGCUGCCCAAGAAGUUCAGGUGAACAGCUUAUCAGGAAGGAGUGGGAGCGGAGUUACGGGGAGCUCAGGCCAAGCCUACAGAGCGGCAGAGGCACAUUAUGCGCGCAGGGCCAUCCGGGGAUGAUGUAUGUGGGCUAUCUUUUGGAUAAGGACACUAACAUGUACCCUAACCCGGUCAGGCACCCCAGCCUGAACCUCAACCCCCAGAACUACGUGCCUGCGCCCCCUCAGUAUUCGGAUUUUGCCAGCUACCACCACGUGCCAGGGAUUAACAGUGACCCACACCAUGGGCAACCUGCGGGCGCCUGGGGCUCGCCAUACACACCCACCAAGGAGGACUGGCAUUCGUACGGGCCUGGAGCCGCUUCUUCCGUCGCUAACCCGGGGCAGCUUGGAUUCAGCCCCACCGAUUUUAAUCCAAUUCAGCCUCCAGGCUCUGGACUCCUACCUCCACCCAUCAACAGCUCAGUGGCCCAGCUCUCCCCCAAUGCGCAAAGGCGCACCCCCUAUGAGUGGAUGAGGCGCAGCGUUCCAACCAGCAGCAGCAGUGGCAAGACCAGAACAAAAGACAAGUACCGGGUGGUGUAUACGGACCACCAGCGCCUGGAGCUGGAGAAGGAGUUCCACUACAGCCGCUACAUCACCAUCCGGCGGAAAGCGGAGCUGGCGGCAACGCUCGGGCUCACCGAACGGCAGGUGAAAAUCUGGUUCCAGAACCGGAGAGCCAAGGAGAGGAAGGUGAACAAGAAGAAGAUGCAGCAGCAGACGCAACCCACAAGCACCACCACUCCCACCCCGCCGGCCGUUGGCACCCCGGGUCCCAUCGGCGGCAUCUGCAGCAGCACCACCAACCUGGUCUCCUCUUCCCCAAUGACUAUCAAAGAAGAAUUCAUGCCUUAAGACCAGCAGAUAGCAAGACACAGCUAGAUGUGCCGUGCGGCGGAGUGGAAGCAGGUGGGGAGCUCUGGAGGCUUCACAAAGACAUGAUGCUGUAAGGGCUGAGCCUACGAAGCCACUUCCUCUCUAUCUGGAGGAUAUUUUUGAUGGCCGAUGACCCCUCUGUGGCGGUGUCAUGGACUCAGUUCUAUGUAUAAAAACAAUAGGUUAGUUACUGUUACUCUGUGGUAGGAAAGAAACACUGAUCGGGCCUCAAAUAUUUAUAAUCAAAUGCAAGAGGGGGCAUUUGGGGGAUGGGAGGAGACAAUGGGGCCUAGGAAAUGUCAGUGGCAGGAGGGGAAUAGGUUGGGCUCCUGGCUGCAGGUUCAGGAGACUGGUCAGGAAUGACUUCCCCUCGGCACAUCAGGCGGAAUGGGGCUAUUCAAACAAGACUGGACUAAACACUAGAUCAAUGAACUGCCUGAAACAAGCUUCUGAAUCAGUCUCUGGCAUUCCCCACAUCCAUCCAGGGGCAGAAGGGAGAGAAGCAGCUGAAGCCGUUCUGUAGGGGUGAGGAGCACACAGGAGACAGGACUGAAGAGAUUAGCCAAGAGAAGACACUCAGCUGGUGCCUGGUGGGGGAACAGAAGUGGGGAGGCAACAUGGGGACAAGCUAGGAAGUUUCUCUGGAGCAAGUGCGUUUUUGUAAGCCUGAGGCAUCAAAGUGGGAGGUGGAGUAAGCACCGUUCCAGGAAAGGUGGUUGUUUUAAACUGGGUGAAUUUGGUCCUCCUUUAAACAACAGGCUCUUAGUACUGGGCUAGGAGCGGGAACUCCGCUAACAUACCUUUGUCCUCAUCUGUAGCACCCACUGUUGUAGUCCCAGGCUCCCUACACACAGCUCUGCCAAUGCUAUUCCAGUCCUGCAUGUCUU
Chrysemys picta bellii (western painted turtle) is the source of this 2073-nucleotide messenger RNA. RefSeq names its product caudal type homeobox 1 (gene CDX1). Gene Ontology annotation, biological process: regulation of transcription by RNA polymerase II; cell differentiation; embryo development. The record is from RefSeq and is a predicted model, not a curated record. Gene Ontology annotation, molecular function: RNA polymerase II transcription regulatory region sequence-specific DNA binding; DNA-binding transcription factor activity, RNA polymerase II-specific. Gene Ontology annotation, cellular component: nucleus. Lineage: Eukaryota; Metazoa; Chordata; Testudines; Emydidae.